AUGGAAGCUGCUUCAGUAUUUGCACAACUCAAUCGCUUUCCUCAAAGCUCAGCUCACCAAACGAGCAUAUGCAGAUUGCCAAGAAGUUUCAACAAUGAACAUUUUAAACCAAUAUUGGUCAUACCAAGAAGAAACAAUGGAAGUAGCUUACAGAGAAUGAGAAGAUCAAAUCCAGUGAAACAGAGACAAUGUGAAGUAUGUAGAGGGUCAGGUCUAGUUUUAAGGGCUGACAAACAGUAUAUCCGUUGUCCUGGCUGUGGUGGAUGGCUGCCAUGGCUGUCUUGGAGGAGAUUCUUCACUGGCUGA
Oldenlandia corymbosa var. corymbosa is the source of this 306-nucleotide messenger RNA. Lineage: Eukaryota; Viridiplantae; Streptophyta; Magnoliopsida; Gentianales; Rubiaceae. The record is from the annotation of a GenBank genome assembly.